GCUGAUAGCAAUUAUUUUUGACAGAUGUGUGUCGUGUCGUGUGGCGUCCCGUCUAUUUAUCUUUAGAAAUUUAUUAUUAUUUACAUAUUUUUUACUCGAUCCUCUAUUUAGAAAUGUAUUAGAGUAUAAGUUUAGCUUAGUUUAGCGAUACUUAGUGUUUAUCAGUAGUUUUAGCGUGUAAUUCAAGACAUCUUUGUUUGGAAACAUGGAUCGUAACAAUAUGAGAUCAAGUUAUGUGAACAGCGGUCCGCGCUCUUUACCACACAUGAGCGGCAAGCGGCAUAACGGCAACGGUCACAACGGCAACCACAGCAACCACGGGAACCACGGUGGCAAUCAUGGCGGCAACCACGGCGGAAACCACAGCGGGCACAAUGGCGCCAGACUGAGUCCGCCGGCACAGGGAGCGCCCAACAACCAACACCAACACAAUAAUAACAACAACAAUAACAACACCCAGAACGGACAGCACGACGACAUCAUCAAUUAUAUUUAUGACUCCUGGAAUAAGGUGACACGCGAGCUGGAGCGCGGCAGCGACGACGCGAAGUACUACCAGGAAGUGGUCGCGCCGCGCCACCUCGCCAACUUCAGACCGUUCAACCUGGACGAGUGGUGGGGCCGCCGCCUCAUCCAAACCAUAAACCGCAACAAGCACCGCUCUUAGAACUCUCACUGCGUCUCAAUAUAUUCUGGUCGCUUGCAAACUACUCACUGAAGGUACGGCUUCACACAACGUUUAUAAACAAAUUAUUAUUAGACAUUGUUAUAUCUGAUUACUAGCAUGAUAGUCACGUUUGUAGCUCAAAUAAUAUAAGACAAUAGAACAUGUUUCAAUGAUUUACUAUACUAGCUGUAAUACAACGGUAUAAAUUGUUUUGUCACGAAAUAAAUUUUAACACAAAUUUUAGUCUUUACAAGUUAUUAAUUUACACGUAUAUUAAUCUGUAUAGUAUAGGUAUUUACAUUUUAAACAAACAAUGAAAUAUUCAAAUGAAGGCUAUUUACAUGUAGCGUUGGUAUAAUUUCGCUUGUACUCGAAUAGAGCAUUUACGUGGCCGAUUUUGAUGUUUACGAUAGCUGGUAGUACAUGGCGGCGCUUCGACGUUUCGUGGUUAUCUCAGACUGCUAAAGUAGUGCCAAAGAUUUGUCAGCGAGGCUAUAAAAAGUGGAGGCAAAUGUAUGCAUUUGUCCCACGCACUCGUUCAUCUUAGAAACAGCCCUAAUAGUGGUAUAUGUCCUUAUCGAUAUGUUGAUUAAUAAAAUUACAUUAUGCUUUGUGUAAAAUAGAUAAAAAAUAUACAUCUUAUACUUGGAUAUCGGAAAUGCUUGUAUUGUGGCCUUAGUGCUCGACCUUAGUCCAGGUUACUUGAAUUACUGAUACUUUAUAGUGCACCUUUAAGCCCAGGCUUUAUAGCCCCGCUGGCUUUUAAGGCACUACAAAUAAUAUUAUAGAGGAAAACAAUAAUACUGAAGACUAUAUAUUUAUUUUAUCAAACUCUUAAAAUGUGGCAUAAGAAACAUGACACGAUUAUCCGUGUCGUUGAACUGUGAUUGGUCGAGUGACUAGUAUUCGAGUCACGUGUCGGUUUCUCGACCAAUGACAAGCAAGCGAUACGGACGUUCGUGUCGUGGUUCGUGCUACAUUGCAGCGAAGUUGACCUGCCGUGCGCCGCUAUCUGUUAAAUCAUUUUCCAAGUGCACUUCGAAUAGAUACCGCUAUACCUUCAGUGAUUAUUUUCUUUUGUUACCAUUUUGAUGUUUCAUUAAAUAUUUGACAACAUUUUUUUUCUCAUAUAAUGAGUGAUAUUGUUAGUUAGUGACAGUUUUCAAAUUGUUUCUCAUAUAUCUACACAAAUACAGCGGGACUUAGAUGUCACCCGGUAAAACGGUAAAAGUUUAAUUUUACUGACAUCGGUUUCCCUUCGUUAUGUGAACUUGUACUUAAGAUGCGCUAUCAGAAAAUCUUGUUAUCUAAGAGUACUUUUGACUCUGUUGUAUUAACUAUGUUCUGUUUUAUCAUGUGAUUUAUGGAAAUAAUAGUAAUAAAUACGUCAAUUGUGAGAACAAUAGUGAAAUUAUUAAUUGAGAUUGUUACAAAGAAUGAAGUGUACGCCUUAAUGUAUAAUUUGUAAAGUAUGUGUUGUGAAGAUUAUAAACACGUUAGAGGUGCGGACCCGCCACGCGGCCGGCUCCAACCGUUCCACAGAGCAAUAACUAUAGUUGACAUGAGGUAGGGAACCGUUAUUUUGAAAUAUGAUGUUUUCAAAUAUGUACGAGUUCAUUAGGGAAUGUAAAUAAGUUAGUGUGAAUUUAAUAUUUUUAUUUGUAAUUAUAAGAGUACUUAGUGUGAUUGACGAAUUAGGAUCGGCUAGAAAUGUUUUAAUCAUGACUUGUUAAUAAUGCUUGUAGGUGGCGCCCUCUGCCCGAGAAUAGGAACUGUUGGUAAAUUUAUGUAAAACCAAAUUAAACAGCGCGUGUUGUAUAUGAACAUUCGCUGAUUCAUGUAAAGUUACAUUCCAAUAUAACAUUAUGCCUGUACUUAGCGAUUGAAACUAUUGUAAAUACGUUUUAAGCGAUACAGUGCUGCCAGAUAAUGGAUUUGAAUAAUAACAUUUUUACAAUAAAGGCAUUUUCCUUUAAACCUUUA
This is a messenger RNA of Manduca sexta (tobacco hornworm), 2650 nucleotides long. RefSeq lists its product as uncharacterized. NCBI's taxonomy places the organism in Eukaryota, Metazoa, Arthropoda, Insecta, Lepidoptera, Sphingidae. The transcript is spliced from 3 exons. The record is from RefSeq and is a predicted model, not a curated record. The coding region runs from base 206 to 667 and encodes 153 amino acids.